This is a messenger RNA of Saitoella complicata NRRL Y-17804, 165 nucleotides long. RefSeq lists its product as uncharacterized. The record is from RefSeq and is a predicted model, not a curated record. The transcript has a single exon. Gene Ontology annotation, biological process: regulation of transcription by RNA polymerase II. Gene Ontology annotation, molecular function: DNA-binding transcription factor activity, RNA polymerase II-specific; RNA polymerase II cis-regulatory region sequence-specific DNA binding. The annotation marks the transcript as partial. Lineage: Eukaryota; Fungi; Ascomycota; Saitoellomycetes; Saitoellales; Saitoellaceae. Gene Ontology annotation, cellular component: nucleus.
AAAACCCACAUCUGCCCCCUCUGCCAAAAACGUUUCAAACGCCUCGAACACGUCCGUCGUCAUGCGCGGACCCAUACAUCCGAGAAACCGUUUCGGUGUGAGGUUGAUGGGUGCGAUAAGUGGUUUUCGAGGAGUGAUAAUUUGAAGGCGCAUAGGCGGACGCAU